Sipha flava (yellow sugarcane aphid) is the source of this 1038-nucleotide messenger RNA. RefSeq names its product dihydropteridine reductase (gene Dhpr). The coding region runs from base 265 to 972 and encodes 235 amino acids. The transcript is spliced from 6 exons. Gene Ontology annotation, biological process: L-phenylalanine catabolic process; tetrahydrobiopterin biosynthetic process. Gene Ontology annotation, cellular component: cytoplasm. The record is from RefSeq and is a predicted model, not a curated record. Gene Ontology annotation, molecular function: NADH binding; 6,7-dihydropteridine reductase activity; NADPH binding. Lineage: Eukaryota; Metazoa; Arthropoda; Insecta; Hemiptera; Aphididae.
UAUUACGUUAACGCCUUACGGACACCCGGUGGUGGGUUGGGCGCUGCCGGACCGUCAGUCGUUUCAUCGUCUCCUGCGCGUUCCUUUCUAUGUUGCCCGUCGCGGUCGUUUGAGCAGCGCAAGGUUUACCACAUUCGAGUUUCAUCAUCACGUUCGCGGCGGACGGUUGUUCUUGUCAGCCACUCUCACCAGCUUACCACAGGUUACCAGGUACACUAUAAGUCGACGGACGAACCGUUGAUAAGCCGCCCAUACACUGCUACGAUGUCUGUCGGUAAAGUUUUGGUAUACGGAGGAAAAGGAGCUUUGGGUUCGACAUGUAUAUCGUUCCUGUCGGCUCAAAAAUACUGGGUUGGAUCAAUUGAUUUACAACAGAAUGAUAAUGCUAACGCCAAUGUGAUUGUCAAACGUGAUGCUUCAUUAUUAGAACAAGAAUCUGAUAUUUUGAAGGAACUGGAUUCAGUUUUAGGAUCUGAUAAAAUAGAUGCUGUAAUAUGUGUUGCUGGAGGAUGGGCUGGUGGCAGCUCUAGUUCUGAAGAUUUUGUAAAAAAUACCGAUCUCAUGUUAAAACAAAGUGUUUGGAGCUCAGUUAUAGCAUCAUCUAUUGCAUCUAAAUACUUAAAACCUGGAGGCAUUAUAGUAUUGACUGGAGCUAAAGCUGCUCUAGGUCCUACACCAGGAAUGAUAGGCUAUGGCCUUUCUAAAGCAGCUAUACAUCAUCUAACAAAAUCUUUGGCUGAUGAAAAUGGCGGUUUACCAACAGGAGCUCAGGCUCUUUCAAUAUUGCCUGUUACUCUUGAUACACCAAUGAACCGUAAAUGGAUGCCUAAAGCUGAUACCACAACUUGGACACCAUUAGAGUUUGUAGCAGAAUUAUUUUCCAAAUGGAUUAAAGGUGAAGAAAGACCUCCUAAUGGUUCACUUGUUCAGCUCAACACAAAAGAAAAUAAAACUACUUUGGAUAUUGAAUAAUUUGCUUACCAUCUUAUAUAAAAAUAAUUUUGAACCUUCCAAUAACUAUCUGUUAAAUAAUAUUUA